Messenger RNA from Porites lobata, 3147 nucleotides. NCBI's taxonomy places the organism in Eukaryota, Metazoa, Cnidaria, Anthozoa, Scleractinia, Poritidae. The record is from the annotation of a GenBank genome assembly.
AUGUAUAGCCAUGUAUUGCCAUGUAUAGCCAUGUAUUGCCAUGUAUUGCCAUGUAUAGCCAUGUAUUGCCAUGUAUACCCAUGUAUAGCCAUGUAUUGCCAUGUAUUACCAUGUAUCACCAUGUAUUACCAUGUAUUGCCAUGUAUUACCAUGUAUCACCAUGUAUUACCAUGUAUAGCCAUGUAUAGCCAUGUAUUGCCAUGUAUAGCCAUGCAUUUCCAUGUAUUGCCAUGUAUAGCCAUGUAUUGCCAUGUAUACCCAUGUAUAGCCAUGUAUUGCCAUGUAUUGCCAUGUAUACCCAUGUAUAGCCAUGUAUACCCAUGUAUAGCCAUGUAUUGCCAUGUAUUACCAUGUAUUGCCAUGUAUUACCAUGUAUCACCAUGUAUUACCAUGUAUAGCCAUGUAUAGCCAUGUAUUGCCAUGUAUAGCCAUGUAUUGCCAUGUAUAGCCAUGUAUAGCCAUGUAUUACCAUGUAUACCCAUGUAUAGCCAUGUAUUGCCAUGUAUUACCAUGUAUCACCAUGUAUUACCAUGUAUAGCCAUGUAUAGCCAUGUAUUGCCAUGUAUAGCCAUGUAUUGCCAUGUAUACCCAUGUAUAGCCAUGUAUACUCAUGUAUAGCCAUGUAUUGCCAUGUAUUACCAUGUAUAGCCAUGUAUUACCAUGUAUCACCAUGUAUUACCAUGUAUAGCCAUGUAUAGCCAUGUAUUGCCAUGUAUUGCCAUGUAUUGCUACGUAUACCCAUGUAUAGCCAUGUAUACCCAUGUAUAGCCAUGUAUUGCCAUGUAUUACUAUGUAUUGCCAUGUAUAGCCAUGUAUCACCAUGUAUUACCAUGUAAAGCCGUGUAUUGCCAUGUAUAGCCAUGUAUAGCCAUGUAUUGCCAUGUAUAGCCAUGUAUUGCCAUGUAUACCCAUGUAUAUACAUGUAUUGCCAUGUAUUGCCAUGUAUACCCAUGUAUUGCCAUGUAUACCCAUGUAUAGCCAUGUAUACCCCUGUAUAGCCAUGUAUUGCCAUGUAUUGCCAUGUAUACCCAUGUAAUGUCAUGUAUAGCCAUGUAUAGCCAUGUAUUGCCAUGUAUAGCCAUGUAUUACCACGUAUACCCAUGUAUAGCCAUGUAUAACCAUGUAUUGCCAUGUAUACCCAUGUAUAGCCAUGUAUACCCAUAUAUAACCAUGUAUUGCCAUGUAUUACUAUGUAUUGCCAUGUAUUACCAUGUAUCAUCAUGUAUUACCAUGUAUAGCCAUGUAUAGCCAUGUAUAGCCAUGUAUAGCCAUGUAUAGCCAUGUAUUACCAUGUAUCACCAUGUAUUACCAUGUAUUGCCAUAUAUAGCCAUGUAUAGCCAUGUAUUGCCAUGUAUUGCCAUGUAUUGCCAUGUAUACCCAUGUAUAGCCAUGUAUACCCAUGUAUACCCAUGUAUAGCCAUGUAUACCCAUGUACUGCCAUGUAUUACCAUGUAUCAGCAUGUAUUACCAUGUAUAGCCAUGUAUAGCCAUGUAUUGCCAUGUAUUGCCAUGUAUAGCCAUGUAUUGCCAUGUAUACCCAUGUAUAGCCAUGUAUAUCCAUGUAUAGCCAUGUAUUGCCAUGUAUUGCCAUGUAUAGCCAUGUAUUGCCAUGUAUACCCAUGUAUAGCCAUGUAUACCUCUGUAUAGCCAUGUAUUGCCAUGUAUUACCAUGUAUUGCCAUGUAUUACCAUGUAUUGCCAUAUAUUACCAUGCAUAGCCAUUUAUAGCCAUGUACUGCCAUGUAUAGCCAUGUAUUACCAGGUAUAGCCAUGUAUAGCCAUGUAUACCCAUGUAUAGCCAUGUUUACCCAUGUAUAGCCAUGUAUACCCAUGUAAUGCCAUGUAUUGCCAUGUAUACCCAUGUAUAGCCAUGUAUACGUAUGUAUAGCUAUGUAUACCCAUGUAAUGCCAUGUAUUGCCAUGUAUACCCAUGCAUAGCCAUGUAUUGCCAUGUAUAGCCAUGUAUUGCCAUGUAUAACCAUGUAUUGCCAUGUAUACCCAUGUAUAGCCAUUUAUACCCAUGUAUAGCCAUGUAUUGGCAUGUAUUACCAUGUAUUGCCAUGUAUUACCAUGUAUUGCCAUGUAUUACCCUGUAUUGCCAUAUAUUACCAUGUAUAGCCAUGUAAUGCCAUGUAUUGCCAUGUAUACCCAUGUAUAGUCAGGUAUUACUAGCUAUAGCCUUGUAUUGCCAUGUAUACCCAUGUAUAGCCAUGUAUACCCAUGUAUAGCCAUGUAUUGCCAUGUAUAGCCAUGUAUUGCCAUGUAUACCCAUGUAUUGCCGUGUAUUACCAUGUAUAGCCAUGUAUACCCAUGUAUACCCAUGUAUAGCCAUGUAUUGCCAUGUAUAGCCAUGUAUAGCCAUGUAUACCUAUGUAAUGCCAUGUAUUGCCAUGUAUUACCAUGUAUAGCCAUGUAUUGCCAUGUAUUACCAUGUAUUGCCAUGUAUUACCAUGUAUCGCCAUGUAUUACCACGUAAUGCCAUGUAUAACCAUGUAUAGCCAUGUAUAGCCAUGUAUAGCCAUGUAUUACCAUGUAUCACCAUGUAUUACCAUGUAUUGCCAUGUAUCGCCAUGUAUUACCAUGUAAUGCCUUGUAUUGCCAUGUAUUACCAUGUAUAGCCAUGUUUACCCAUGUAAUGCCAUGUAUUGCCAUGUAUUACCAUGUAUUGCCAUGUAUUGCCAUGUAUAGCCAUGUAUACCCAUGUAUACCCAUGUAUAGCCAUGUAUUGCCAUGUAUAGCCAUGUAUACCUAUGUAAUGCCAUGUAUUGCCUUGUAUUACCAUGUAUAGCCAUGUAUUGCCAUGUAUUACCAUGUAUUGCCAUGUAUUACCAUGUAUCGCCAUGUAUUACCAUGUAAUGCCAUGUAUUGCCAUGUAUUGCCAUGUAUAGCCAUGUUUACCCAUGUAAUGCCAUGUAUUGCCAUGUAUUACCAUGUAUAGCUAUAUAUAGCCAUGUAUUGCCAUGUAUUACCAUGUAUAUUGACAUGUAUUACCAUGUAUAGCCAUGCAUUACCAUGUAUACCCAUGUAUUGCCAUGUAUCACCAUGUAGAGCCAUGAAUACCCAUGUAUUGCGAUGUAUUGCCAUGUAUUACCAUGUAUAGCCAUGUAUAGCCAUUUAUUGCCAUGUAUUACCAUGUAUCGACAUGUA